GGGGAGAGCGGAUAUAGUGAAUGCGGGGUCCGGGGAGAGCGGAUAUAGUGAAUGCAGGGUCCGGGGAGAGCGGAUAUAGUGAAUGCAGGGUCCAGGGAGAGCGGAUAUAGUGAAUGCAGGGUCCGGGAGAGCGGAUAUAGUGAAUGCGGGGGUCCGGGGAGAGCGGAUAUAGUGAAUGCGGGGUCCGGGGAGAGCGGAUAUAGUGAAUGCAGGGGUCCGGGGAGAGCGGAUAUAGUGAAUGCAGGGUCCGGGGAGAGCGGAUAUAGUGAAUGCGGGGUCCGGGGAGAGCGGAUAUAGUGAAUGCGGGGUCAGGGGGGGAGAGCGGAUAUAGUGAAUGCAGGGUCCGGGGAGAGCGGGAUAUAGUGAAUGCAGGGGUCCGGGGAGAGCAGAUAUAGUGAAUGCAGGGUCCGGGGAGAGAGCGGAUAUAGUGAAUGCGGGGUCCGGGGAGAGCGGAUAUAGUGAAUGC
Staurois parvus is the source of this 466-nucleotide messenger RNA. NCBI's taxonomy places the organism in Eukaryota, Metazoa, Chordata, Amphibia, Anura, Ranidae. The record is from the annotation of a GenBank genome assembly.